This is a messenger RNA of Macroventuria anomochaeta, 315 nucleotides long. RefSeq lists its product as uncharacterized. Bases 1 to 315 code for a protein of 104 amino acids. The record is from RefSeq and is a predicted model, not a curated record. The transcript has a single exon. NCBI's taxonomy places the organism in Eukaryota, Fungi, Ascomycota, Dothideomycetes, Pleosporales, Didymellaceae.
AUGUCUGCAAAAUUGGCUGCUGUGUCACCUACAUGUCCCUUGACUUUGUCUCUUCAUGUACCGGUGUGGAGCCUACAACUAGCUGAGCCCAUCGGUAUCGCCCUCGCUCUCGGUCUUGACUACGUCCAGGUAGGUAUUUACUGUGGGAAUCUCGGCGACAUCGGAAGUGUACCUAUUGGAAGAUGCGGCAAUCAUAGCCAUAAUCUGCAGUUGAAGAUCCGGGUAUCUGGUGAAGAGCUUGUACCAGUCGCUGUUGUCUUCCAUGCAGGUGUAGUCGCCAAAGGUGAUGUGGGUGGGACAGGAUAUCGAGGAUGA